CUUCUCGCUCGUCGCCGGAGCAGACAGAGCUCAUCCGUCAGUGGAGCUCGCCCUCGCCCUCGCCCUCGCCCAAUCGCGUGCAUUAUUGACGAGACGUCCUCCGCUCCUCACUCCCCGUCGACCUCGAUCUUUCGUCCUCGGCCUCGGCCUAUUACUUUAGCUGACUCCGUGCCCCGAUUCAAACGAACAAUUCUGCCUCUCGCUCGCUCUCCUUCUCGCUACCGAUCUGCCGCUCCAGUCUCUGCGAUUUUGACACUGCCGAGAAUCUGCUGCGGAGGCCGAGGGCGCUAGGAAGGAGGAGGAGGAGGAGGCAAGCAGGCCAUCGCCGAGCGAGCGCAGGGAGCGCAGGGAGCGAGAGCGAGAGCGAUGGCGGAGGCGAACGGGGCGCCGGCGUACAAGUUUCUGAUCUACGGCAAGACGGGGUGGAUCGGCGGGUUGCUGGGGCAGAUGUGCGAGGCGCAGGGCAUCGAGUACGUGUACGGCGCGGGGCGCCUGGAGAACCGCGCCUCGCUCGAGGACGACAUCGCCGGCGCCAAGCCGACGCACGUGUUCAACGCCGCGGGCGUCACCGGGCGCCCCAACGUCGACUGGUGCGAGACGCACAAGUGCGAGACCAUCCGCGCCAACGUCGUCGGCACGCUCACGCUGGCCGAUGUCACGCGCCAGCACGGCCUCGUGCUCAUCAACUACGCCACCGGCUGCAUCUUCGAGUACGAUGCCGCGCACCCCGAAGGCAGCGGCAUCGGCUUCAAGGAGGACGACACCCCCAACUUCAUCGGCUCCUUCUACUCCAAGACCAAGGCCAUGGUCGAGGAGCUGCUGAAGAAUUACGAGAAUGUGUGCACAUUGCGAGUACGCAUGCCGAUCACGGCGGAUUUGAGUAACCCGCGUAACUUCAUCACGAAGAUCACGCGGUACGAGAAGGUGGUCAACAUUCCCAACAGUAUGACCAUCCUCGACGAAUUGCUGCCCAUCUCCAUCGAGAUGGCCAAGAGGAACUUGACGGGCAUCUGGAAUUUCACCAAUCCCGGAGUGGUCAGCCAUAACGAGAUCCUGGAAAUGUACAAGGAGUACAUCGAUCCGUCUUUCAAGUACACCAACUUCAACCUCGAAGAGCAGGCCAAGGUUAUCGUCGCUCCCAGAAGCAACAACGAGCUGGACGCCACGAAGCUCAGCACCGAAUUCCCGGAGAUGCUUUCCAUUAAGGAGUCUCUAAUUAAGAACGUGUUCGAGCCCAACAGGAAGACGCCGGUCAGAAAUUAGCUCGCACGAACGCCGCCCUAGGUCUUGUGUUUUUCUUCAGAUGUCGAGUAUUUAUAGAGCCUUUGCAUCAACAAGGAAUAAUUUCUCACUGUUCGCUGAACCUUUUACUCUCUACAUAAAGCACCACAUUCUUUUGCCGGGUAAUUGUCCCGGCGAGUGAUUUCUGUGUCCUUGUUCUAAAACGUGUCGUCCGCUUCCGCUGCUGCCCAUGGAUGAUUACUAGCCCCCCGGUUCUGCCACAGAAAUCUGUGCAGUGAUCUGAGCUCGGAUCAAGCUCACGGUCCCUUGAAUAUUCGACUAGACUGCAGAGUCACAAGGAUGAGCUUUUCCUACGCACUGGUGGACGCCCUCGCGAUUUUCGUCCUCUACCGUGGGCUCAGGAGUUUCGAAUGUCCCAUUGCCCAGAGGUCUGUUGUGAGGGAGCCAUUUCGAGUGCAGACUACUUGAGAUUGGCUUGUUGUGUGCCCUCUUCUCACACACCAGCGUGAGGAUCCGGCUCUCGAGAUUCUGAUCAUCACAUUCAGGCACAGAUUGCAUCUUGGAUUUGUCGGAAGGGAGGGUGGACUGUAGCCAUAGCUCCCCUCACAUACAGUGGUCGACAAUGUGAGGGCAUUCAUAUAAAAGGUGGUGGGGGCCUUUGCAGACACACGCACCAAUCACCGGUCUCACGGUCGGGCGGUGGCAGCAAAUGGUUCGUAGCUCCUCGAGAAAUGUAGCAUAGGACUGUUCUGCCACUUUAUUCUGAAGUGGCUGCAGGUGCAGGCGCACGAGGUUCAGACGAAACGACCGCUCUGAGCUCCGCCUCAUUCAGUAAUCAAUGGCCAUCGUGGAGGUCGUUAAGCAGGCCAGAAUGCACAUCUGACUUUGAAAAGAUAUGUCAUGUAGUAAGUUGAAUACAAGUAUGAA
Messenger RNA from Marchantia polymorpha subsp. ruderalis, 2169 nucleotides. The record is from the annotation of a GenBank genome assembly. NCBI's taxonomy places the organism in Eukaryota, Viridiplantae, Streptophyta, Marchantiopsida, Marchantiales, Marchantiaceae.